AUGGCUGAGAAAGAAACAGCAAAUCUUACGAAGUUAGAUGGAAAGAAUUAUCAAAUGUGGAAAUUUGGUAUCUCAUACCUGCUCGACUCAAAAGAGCUAUCAGAUUAUAUCGAUGGAACUGAUGUUGAACCAGAUAAAGUUACCAAGCUGGUAGACUGGAAAAUAUGGAAGAAAAGUAGAGCACAAGCAAUGGUAUUGUUGUUGAGUUCAGUCGAUCACGUCCUGCAUCCGAACUUGAUCAAUUGUGAAAGUCCCAAAGCUGUAUGGGACAAGUUGAAAGCUUUGUACGGAGAAACAAACGAAGAUGAGAUUACGAGUGCCUGGCAACGAUAUUAUGCCUAUAAUAUUGUUGACAGUGAACCAAUAAAUACUCAAAUUGAAAAAUUUGAAAGCCUUCACAAGACGCUUACAGAUUCUGGUGAGAAGUUAUCAGAAAAAUCUAUUAUUUCGAAAUUAUUGAGUAGUCUUACGCCAAGAUUCUCAGCUUUUCGAAUGGCAUGGGAGUGCACAGCUAAAGAUGAGCAAAGACUUACGAAUCUCACCGCAAGAUUGAUUCGUGAAGAUAAGCGUUUAAAAGAUUCAGAAGAAAGUGAAAUGAUGUCGGCGUUACAAGUCAAUGUAAUGAAGAAGCAGUUCCAGCAAAUGAAAAUGAGACAAGAAACACAUCAAGAAAGACAAGAGAGACUCAACAAAGUGCGUGAAUUGAAGAAAAGGACACGAUGUCAUAAGUGUGGCAAAAUUGGACAUUGGAAAAGAGAAUGCACCGAACAGGCUGAAAAUGAUGAACAUCAAGAAGUCAUAGGUCGUGAAUCCCAAACUUAUAUUUGUGAAGUAUCGGCGUUGAAUACAGAAGACUAUAUUCAAGAAAAAGACAUCUGGAUUGCAGAUUCAGGGGCUAGCAUGCACAUGACGUGGAGAAGAGAAAUUUUUCAAAAUUUUAAUCCUUCUGAAACCAUAAAACAUGUAAAAAUCGCAGAUGACAAACUUCUUCCAAUAUCUGGGACUGGAGUUGUAAAUAUUCUAGUAGAUCUGAAUAGAAAGGUUUAUGAUCGUACACUGUUAAAUGUUUUGCUUGUACCGGGAUUAAGAAGAAAUCUAUUUUCAGUGGGAGCCGUUAAUAAAAAAAAAUUUUCCUUUCAUGCCUACGAACAACAUUGUGAAGUGAGAGAUCAGGAUGGAGAAUUGUCAUCUGUAGGAGUAAGUUUUGGGGACUUGGGCGAGGGUCACUAUGAUGUAGGAGGAGAUGGCGAACCGGCAGUAAUAGAACAGGUAGAAGAAAGAAGAGGACUAGGACCUCAACAUGAGUUAGACGAAGAAAACCAACCAGGUGAAAUUGAAGAAGAAGAUGGAAGACAGAUACCUCAACAUGAGAUAGAAGAGGAAAACCGAGAACAGCCAAAUCAAGAAACCAUGGAUUUUGAAGCAAUCAACAAGGUUAAUCAUCUCGAGGAUUUUUCACCAACCAAGAAGCUUACUGAUUUGACUAUCAAUAAUGAAUACCGAAUUUCUGAAUUGAAGAUUGUCAAUACAAAAUUUGGACCUCGUAUUAUUGCAACUAUUGAUGAUCUUUAUGUUGUAUUUUUGCCUGCUAGAACGGCAAAAUUAUUAAAAGAUCCUGAAGAUAUAAAAAAAUUCAACGUAGCAGCACUGAAAAAAGAACUUUUUUUGUUGUAUCUUGGUGGUCAAUUUAAUAAUUUUGAAUUUUUACGUAAAAAUUUGAAUUAA
Cotesia congregata is the source of this 1725-nucleotide messenger RNA. The record is from the annotation of a GenBank genome assembly. Lineage: Eukaryota; Metazoa; Arthropoda; Insecta; Hymenoptera; Braconidae.